This is a messenger RNA of Octodon degus (degu), 2180 nucleotides long. It is a transcript of the gene Bcat2, whose product is annotated as branched chain amino acid transaminase 2. The coding region runs from base 768 to 1835 and encodes 355 amino acids. Gene Ontology annotation, cellular component: mitochondrion. The transcript is spliced from 11 exons. The record is from RefSeq and is a predicted model, not a curated record. Gene Ontology annotation, molecular function: branched-chain-amino-acid:2-oxoglutarate transaminase activity. Gene Ontology annotation, biological process: L-valine biosynthetic process; L-leucine biosynthetic process. Lineage: Eukaryota; Metazoa; Chordata; Mammalia; Rodentia; Octodontidae.
AUUCACACCAGAUGUAUCCAGAUUGCAGGCAAGCUCCUCUUGCAGACCCCUCCCCCCCGUGCCGCCACUUCCCAAGGCCCCAUUUCUUUGUGCAUUCACUGACAGCCAUUGCCAGCUCUUCCUUUUCACAGAGUCUGAUAACCGGAGCUUUCUGCUCCUUGCCUCUCCGUGCCUUUUCCCGACUGCUUAUUCUGGACAACCCUAGACAACAGCCUUAGUGAAUAAAUAAAUACUACACGAAGGUUCUUGCCCGAAUAUGGCUGGACCAAGCAGGGGUGGGGGCUUGGCCAGUGGUUACUUUGCAGUUUCUUCCUGUUCCUGUGCAUAUGCUCAGCAGCAGGGCCAGAGAACUGGAGCCCGGGCAGAACCACCCCCCACCCCAGUCAUCUUGCGGGAGGGGCGUGAGUAAGGCGUGGCCGGAACGUCUUUCUUCAGGCUGGGCCCCAGGCGGGCACAGUUACCCGCCGCACUAAUCAUGGCCGCAGCUGCACUGGGGCAGGUGGGUUCGCGGCUCAGCACCUGGGCUGGGGGGAACGCUGGGGGGAGGCGCACUUCCGGGAGGACCACUGGAGUGCAGUUCUUCCGGCUUGGCACAGCUCCCUUAGCUCUCGGGUUCCGCUGCGGGGCGCUAAGGAGGAUGGUGCCCCCUCUGGGAGGGAGCACAAGGCUCUAAUGGAAUAUGGGCCCGAAAACUUCUCCCUGUUCCUUGGCUUCUGUGUGGUCCCAGGAGAUGUGCUUCUUCCAACUUCAAGGCUGCAGACUUGCAAAUGCAGAUGACACAAGAGCCACAAAAGAAGCCCAGCCCCAGCGAGCCCCUGAUGUUUGGGAAGAUGUUUACUGACCACAUGCUGAUGGUGGAGUGGAGCGGGGCGAAAGGCUGGGGCCAGCCCCGGAUCCAGCCCUUCCAGAACCUCACGCUGCACCCGGCCUGCUCCGCUCUCCACUACUCGCUGCAGCUCUUCGAGGGCUUGAAGGCCUACAGAGGCAGGGACCAGCGGGUUCGCCUCUUCCGACCCUGGCUAAACAUGGACCGGAUGCUGCGCUCCACCCAGCGCCUCUGCCUGCCGACUUUCGACAAGGCUGAGCUGCUCGAGUGUAUCCGCCGGCUUGUGGAGGUGGAGAAGGACUGGGUUCCUGAGGGGGCUGGUACCAGUCUCUACGUGCGGCCCGUGCUCAUCGGCAAUGAGCCUUCACUGGGUGUUGGUUGUGUCACACAAGCGCUCCUGUUUGUCAUUCUCUGCCCUGUGGGCUCCUACUUCCCAGGAGACUCCAUGACCCCCGUCUCCCUGCUUGCGGACCCAACAUUUAUCCGAGCCUGGAUGGGGGGCGUUGGUGACUGCAAGCUUGGGGGGAAUUAUGGGCCCACUGUGUUAGUGCAGAGAGAGGCACAGAAGAAGGGCUGCGAGCAGGUGCUCUGGCUCUAUGGGCCCGACCAGCAGCUCACCGAGGUUGGCACCAUGAACAUCUUCAUCUACUGGACCCACGAGGAUGGCGUACUGGAGCUGGUGACGCCCCCACUAGACGGGAUCAUCCUGCCUGGAGUCGUCAGACAGAGUCUGCUGGACUUGGCCCAGUCCUGGGGUGAGUUCCGGGUAACAGAGCGCAAGAUCACCAUGAAGGAGUUGCUGCGGGCGCUGGAGGAGGGACGGGUGCGGGAAAUCUUCGGCUCCGGCACCGCUUGCCAGGUCUGCCCCGUGCACCGGAUCCUGUAUGAAGGCAAGAACAUUCAUAUCCCUACCAUGGAGCAUGGGCCAGAGCUUAUCCUCCGCUUCCAGAAGGAGCUGAGGGCAAUUCAGUAUGGAACCGGCGGCCAUGAGUGGAUGCUCACAGUGUGACACUGCGGGGCUCCGCCAGACCACACCUCAGACCUACCAACCUGUCAGGACUCAAGCUCAAGUGCAAUACGCGUGCGGACGCCCGGGUCUCUGGCGUCCCCUGGUGGUUGCUACACUCCCAAAGUCAUGAGGGCUGGGUAUAGGCGGUUGAGACUUGGCCUUGCGACUUGGGCGGGGGCCAGGUGUCCUCCCCCUCUCCCUGCUGCUCCAUGUUCAUCUCUGGGGGGUCAGGGAUGUUUCGUGGCCUCGACUCCGCAUCUCUCCGUUCUCAGGCCGGACCCCACCGUUGCCGUUAAUUUUUUCUUUCUGUCCUUGCUGCAAUUUUGAAAUAAAAUGCCAAAGAAC